GAAUUUGCUUCUAAAAAUAGUUUCAAAAUUUUAAUUCUUCCAUAACUAACAGUUUGGAAAUACAACUCUACUCGCCCCCAAGUUUUUGACAGUACAAUACUUUGUAAAGAAGAAGCAUAGUUGUCAAAAAAUGGUUGAGGAGAAAUAAGUUUUUGCAAAAAGAUGUGAAUCUACUUAUUUGGCAACUCAUAAAAAUUAUAUCCACGCUUAGUGUUUCAGUUAACAAAAAAAUUUUCGUUUGGAAAAACAAAAAAAGAAAACAGCUACAAAUAACUGAUGGGAACAUCGAAAAAUAUUCAAACACGAAUCACAGGACUAACAGGCGCGCGGGAAGCAACAACAAACGCCGCAGCGACAACGAUCUUGGAAAAUAGCACAACAUCAACAAUAUAAAAAGUCAAUAGUUUUUUCAUAUUAUAUAUAGCUUAUUACAUUUAUUGCACAGAAUCAUAACUGCUGAGUAACUGCAUGUAUUUGUUAAUAACGCAGUCAUUUUUUGGACUUAAAAUCUGUUCCAGCAUCAAAAAAUUGUUGUAAAUAUCGUUUAAGUUGAUUGAAUGCUUCUCGUCAAUGUAUACAAUAUAAAUUAUACGGGACAAAAACAAAAAAUAUAAACUUGACAUACGCACUGCAAUAACAUGCUAUGUCUUGGCUGACUGAUUUAAUUGGUGUCAACAUUUCGGCUAAACUACAAGAAUUGCAGGCGAUUGGUGGAAAUACAACAGUUAUAAAUAUAGUUAACCUUAUAAAUAGGAACUCUUUUUAUUUAUUUGUUACUACCAAGACGGCCGAAACCCUGGAGCAUAUACUGUUUGCCUGCUUGGUAUACAUUGUAGUAUGCCUGGGCUUAUACAAACUGCUCUUUUUAGUAACAUUUAAUGGCGAUAAUGUUAAUCGACUACCAAGGCUUAUUAAGAGCAUAAAGUUACCUUCUAGCUGUUCAAUGAAAAGAGUGCUUUUUGUAACAUCACAUCCAGAUGAUGAGUGUAUGUUCUUUGGACCGUUGAUUUAUACAUUAACGCAACGCGAUGUACAAGUUCAUAUAUUAUGUCUAUCCAAUGGUAAUUAUGAGAACAAAUCGCAUUUGCGUCGCCAGGAACUUUGGAGUUCCUGCGCUUACUUGGGUAUACCAUCUUCUAAUAUAAUGCUAUUAAAUGCAACGCAUUUACCUGAUGAUCCUUAUGUAGAAUGGCAAACAGAAUCGGUAGCCAAAUAUAUAUUAAAUAUGGUGGAAAGUCUUGAUAUUGAUGCUGUAAUAACAUAUGAUCGAGAUGGUGUCAGCCAACAUCCCAACCAUUCUGCUGUAUACUAUGCAACGGCUUCAUUAUGCUUAGCUCAUUUGUUACCAAAAAAUUGUAAAUUUUUUACACUGGAUUCUGUAAAUACUUUAAGAAAAUAUAUUUCCAUUUUGGAUCUAAUAUGUACGUGCUUCAUGUCAACGAAUUGGUGCAUUUUGAGUUGGAGACAAGCUGCCAUUAUACGGAGUGCAAUGAAAGAGCACAAGUCUCAAAUGAAAUGGUUCCGUUGGUUGUAUAUAUAUUUUUCACGUUAUAUGUUUAUAAAUUCAUUUCGUGAAGUAAAUCUAUCGGAUGUUGAAUUAGAAAUGCAAAUUCAUGAUCAUUAAAUAUUAAUGAAUUUCAAAUAUAAAUAAACAUCGAUGUUAAAAAAACAAUAAUGAUUAAAUGAAACAAACACCAAACAUUUGAAACCAAUUGAAGAAUACCUUAAAGCCCUUGAAAAGGCAAACAUGACGAUUCUACAGAAACGCUUUUAUAAGUAGCAAACAUUUGUAUAAAUUUAAGCCAUGGGUACAUAUCUGGUCCAUUUACUUUUAGUUACAUAUAUUAUCACUAAUACAAUUAAUUUAAUUAUAAAUUCAUUAUACAUAUGUAUAACUAUAAUUUUUACUUUUAAAUAAUUUUGUUAAACAAAAGACAAGAGCUUUAUACAUACAUUGUAAGAACAUAAAUGAUACAAACAUGCAA
This is a messenger RNA of Teleopsis dalmanni, 1985 nucleotides long. RefSeq names its product N-acetylglucosaminyl-phosphatidylinositol de-N-acetylase (gene PIG-L). Bases 644 to 1624 code for a protein of 326 amino acids. Gene Ontology annotation, biological process: GPI anchor biosynthetic process. The record is from RefSeq and is a predicted model, not a curated record. The transcript is spliced from 4 exons. NCBI's taxonomy places the organism in Eukaryota, Metazoa, Arthropoda, Insecta, Diptera, Diopsidae. Gene Ontology annotation, cellular component: endoplasmic reticulum. Gene Ontology annotation, molecular function: N-acetylglucosaminylphosphatidylinositol deacetylase activity.